This is a messenger RNA of Colletotrichum fioriniae, 405 nucleotides long. Lineage: Eukaryota; Fungi; Ascomycota; Sordariomycetes; Glomerellales; Glomerellaceae. The record is from RefSeq and is a predicted model, not a curated record.
AUGCCAUCGUUUGCUGCACCAAGCGUCAGCAAUCCGGACGCUGCAACCACCAAUGCCUCAGUCGAAGAAGAUGGCGACGUCUUUGAGGAAGAAGAUGAUCUCGGCUACUAUCACGACGGUGUCAAACGCACACUCACUGACGACCAAAUCGCCAUGUUUCGCCAUUCCGAGCUCGAAACCAUCAAGAGAGAGCAAGAGCGACGUUCAACGGCAGUACGCCAGGCAGGUGAGACUGGCGAGGAUGGCACCCUUGUGGCUGCCGAGUCAUCUCGCCCGCCGGGCAAAGCUGCUAAGAACAAGAAGAAGAAACGGGGGAAAGGCAAGGGACAAGAGCCCAAGCCCGACCUCCGUAAACGCACAUGGGAUGUCGUCGAGUCGGGGCUUGACACCCUCGACUACGAUUGA